Molecule: messenger RNA, 2412 nt
Organism: Scophthalmus maximus (turbot)
Lineage: Eukaryota; Metazoa; Chordata; Actinopteri; Pleuronectiformes; Scophthalmidae
Product: UDP-glucuronosyltransferase 2C1-like
Exons: 2
Coding region: 293-1873 (526 amino acids)
Molecular function (GO): UDP-glycosyltransferase activity
Source: RefSeq, a predicted model, not a curated record
CAACAGCCUGGAGCACUUCCUGCACUCCACAGAGGUUAAAUACCUGCAUUAACCAAAACUUAGUUGGAACUGAAGAAGCCUCUUGAAUGAGAAAAUGAAUCAUCUUCAAGAAACUACAACCAAGUCCAGUUGCUCCUGAUAAAACUGAUGACCCAGGAUUAACAGACUUUUUCCUCACCUAAUAGUCAGCUAGCUAAAGGAUUCAGCUCCUCUCAUUGGUUUGUGCUGCACAAAGGAGUUAUCUAAUUCAGCAAAAGUUCUUGUGUGGACAAACAAUAUCCAGCAGAAUACGAUGAGCCUGAUCUACUGCUGCGGUACUUUGGUCCUGCUCCUUCUCAUUCCAAGAGUCUGUCAAGCUGGAAACAUCUUGGUUGUUCCCGUGGAAGGCAGCCACUGGUUAAACAUGGAUAUUCUACUUAAAGCUCUGCACUCAAGAGGACACAAUAUAACCAUCCUGCGUACUAGCAGAAGCUGGUACAUUCCAUACAACUCCUCUGAUUACAACAUUGUCACAGUCCAAACGGAGAAGAGCUUGGAUCAGGAAUUCAUCACAAAUGCUGUAUCUCUGUGCAUUGAAUAUGAGAGGGGCACUAUUUCCUUACCAACUUUUCUUCACAUGAAGGUAGUAUUGUUUGGCCUAGCAAUUAAAAUUCACGAAACAGUGGGUGAAUUUGUAUCGAAAACUAUAGAUGACCAAGAGUUGGUGAGAAACCUGAAAGACAGCAAGUUUGACCUGUUACUCACUGAACCCUGCUUGGGAGGUGGAGUCAUUUUGGCCAAAUAUUUUAACCUUCCUUUGGUUUUCAACGUUCAGCUCAUGCUAGGUUCAGAAGCUCAUGCUGUUAUUGCUCCUUCACCUAUAUCAUAUGUUCCCAUGACAGGAUCUGGCAACACUGAUAAAAUGAACAUUUUACAAAGAGUUAAAAACAUGGGCAUCUAUCUCUUAACCCAAACACAAUACCACUUGGUGGUUAAGCAAACUUACCAGAGGAUAUGUGACAAAUAUCUUGGGCCUGAUAUUGAAUAUCACCAGUUGGUGCUGAACGCAGACAUUUGGUUGAUGAGAACUGACUUUGUGUUUGAGUAUCCACGUCCAACUAUGCCUAAUGUUGUGUACAUGGGAGGGUUCCACUGUAGACCUGCAAAACCACUUCCUGAACACUUGGAGGAGUUUGUGCAGAGCUCUGGCGACCAUGGAGUCAUCAUCAUGUCUCUGGGGACUUUUGUGAGUCAACUUCCUGCUGACAUGACAAACGAAAUCGCUGCAGCUUUUGCCAAAUUACCUCAGAAAGUCAUCUGGAGGCAUAAAGGUGACAGACCAGCCACUCUGGGCAACAACACUUUACUAGUGGACUGGAUGCCACAGAAUGACCUCCUGGGACAUCCAAAGAUUAAACUGUUUGUGGCUCAUGGAGGAACCAAUGGAGUCCAAGAAGCUAUUUAUCAUGGAGUCCCAGUAGUGGGUCUACCUUUGUUCUUUGACCAGUACGACAACCUGCUCCGCCUGAAAGAGAGAGGAGGGGCUAAAAUUCUUACAUUAGCCACAGUGGACGAAGAGAACUUCCUGGAGAAUGUACAAGAAGUCCUGAAUGAGCCCUCCUACAGGAUGAACAUGCAGAGACUCUCCUGGCUGCACAGAGAUCAGCCAACAACACCACUGGAUAAAGCCCUCUUCUGGAUAGAGUUCGUCAUGAGGCACAAAGGUGCAGCUCAUCUGAGAACAGAAUCCUACAGACUGCCCUGGUAUUCCUACCACUCUGUAGAUGUAGUGUUGUUCCUGGUUGGAGCAGUGCUACUUGUCCUCUUAUUUAUUUUCAUCUUGAUGAGGUGUUUAUACGCGGCACUGUGUAAAUCUAAAGUGAAACGAGAUUAAUUCAGGGGACUGAUAUCAGUGCAAAUGAUGACUUUGACAGCCAAACAAGGGUAGGAUUUGUACAGGCAGUUUGUAAUAUGCCUUUUCACUUAGUUUCAUAUUGAAGUAUGUGGUUUCAAUUUCUCAUAUAAUCAUGUAUUAACAUAUACUCUGUUUAAAUUGUGUUUCUGGUAUGUGGAAAAGACUGUUUACGAGAUGUAAUAAUUAGUUGAGCCUGGGGUAGAAAAGCAGAUGAGGGAAGUGUGGUUUAGAAGGGGUUAAUGAACAGCUGGUUUUAUUAGGGGUAGUAAGACAUUUGGGCAGGGAAGAAGGAUUCAGGGAGAUGAUGAGGCCAACAUUCUUGGUGACCUAGCCGCCUUGGCCUAUCUAUUUAAGAUGUCUUUUCUGUAUGAUCUGGGUAUUCAAACUUGUUAUAUUUGAAUGAUUAUUUGUUCAUUUCUCAAGGAAAACAAAGAUUUCCACCACACAGUAAAUUAGCUGUAUAACUAUUAUUAUCAUGACAAAGAUGGUACAAAUAAAAAAUUAGGGAAGAAUUUAAA